Molecule: messenger RNA, 1064 nt
Organism: Saccoglossus kowalevskii
Lineage: Eukaryota; Metazoa; Hemichordata; Enteropneusta; Harrimaniidae
Product: protein SPMIP1-like
Source: RefSeq, a predicted model, not a curated record
ACUACUAUAUCAUACGGUUUACUUCGCCGUGGUUAUAUCGUUACGUCCGAGAAAUAGCUGUAUUUUGAAACAUUUUCAUUUCGCGCGACUUCUGCUUUCCAAUAAUUGUUUUGUUGAGUAUCAAACGUUCACAAUGUCGCGAGUGUCGCUCGAUACCCAGAAGCAAAAUUUUCUAGUAGAGUCGAUCGAGAAAGAGAUGAUGCACAGACUUCGAUGGCAAACUAAAUAUAGUAAAGAAUUUGCCAAACAGUUUUACCGUGAUUCAGAACUGAAGCGAGUCGAAACGCCAAAAGAACGACCAACCAGAGCAAAGCUGCUUCACUUACAACAACCGAAAAGAAACCAUCUCCAAUAUGUCAGUAAAAUCAAGAGAUUCGACGAAGAGAAGGUGGAACAGCAGAAAGAAAAGUCAUCACCGCCCUUGACCACAGAAAUGAGACCUGUUUCCAUGAAGACAAAAUCCCUGCUAUACCAAGGCUUCAGCAAAAUUGGAGAGGGGAGACAGUCGUAUUUACAUGCCCGUAAACAAAAGAAACCGUAUGACAGGUACGAAUUCCCCGUCACCAAUAGUUGGGAAUACGGAUGGAAAAUAGACGACUACAUGAAAUACUAUACACCGUCAAAACAUGGAGUAUCCCACGUGGUGCAGGACACUUUCUACCGCCCCAAUGGCGUACCGUUAGAUGAAUCGGAAUUCCAGCGCUGAGUUCGGCUGACAUCGGAAUUCCGCCGUUGAGUUCGGCUGACAUCGGAAUUUCUUUAAUGGAGUAGAAGACAAAAUGACCUUAAUUCGACGAACUUCGGCUGGGCAUUAAAAGUUUUGUACAAAUUGCUGUCGUUGUGACACAACAGAAACAUUUUCCUUUGUACAUUUUAGAACUGAUUGACUGACGUAAUACGCCGAGUAUUACAUUUUUGCUCUCAUUUGAAUACUUGAAGCAGAAAACACUAAAACGCGCAUCAUCAAAUUUGAGAGGAUAUACGUAAACUAUUGUUUUUACUAAUCAGUUUGCCAUAAGUUAUAUUUUUGUAAAGAAUGAGACUGCUAACUCAUUAACAUUUAC